AUUUGCAACGAACGGAACGCAACGCCCAGCAGCUCGCCCCCAAAAAUAAUUAAAUAAAAUUAAAGCAACGCAAAGCUGAGAGUCCGCGCCAAACGAAAUCGAAACAGAUUCUCUUUUGCUGCAAUAAAUUAACGGAGAAAUAAAAAACAAAUAAGAAAGACGCGCGCGCGCUUAAAAAGUCUGUGCCAAAUAUCGAGAUAAAUGUGCAGCAACGGCGGGAAAUAUUAAUUAUCUGCUCUUCAUAAAGUGAAGAAAAGCUAGAAAGCUACAAAAAAAAGUUGAUAAAUUUUAUAUAAAUUGUACGCGAGUGCUGUUUUUCAAUACAAAUUAAACAAAUACAGUGGCAAUUCAGUGCAAUUGAUACCAAUGAGAAAUGUGACUAACCAAACCGAGAAAAAUCGUUUGAUAAAUCCCAUUAAAUAAGGAAAAGUGCUAAAUACCGGGAAAAAGACCGAAUAAAAAGCGCCCAACGGUGAGCAGUUAGCAGUCAACAGCCGUAACCCAAUUCGUCAUCCAUCCGAACGAGCAAAGCCGAUCGCCAGGAUGAGCAUCAUCGACAACGGCAAGUACCGCCUGCGCAAGGACUGGGCAAGUGCCUCCAUUCCGUCGCUGGUCAACAUCGACGAGCACGACGGCGACUCUGGAGACACGGAGAACAGCCUGAAUGCCACGGCCCCGCUGCCGCCACAGAAGCCCCCACGGCGCAGCUCCCUGGCCCUGGGCCUCUUCUCCAGCAAAUCGGACAAGAGCCAGAAGCGCCGCAGCUCGAUAGCCGUGUCCUUUCUGCGCCGGGAUAGUAGUAAGAACUCCACCAAAGACUCGUAUGAAUCGGCUGUGCGCAGCGAGAAGUCCGAUGGCUCCGGCACACCCACCAGUCCUGAUAUCGUCUACAGCUCGGAGGAGAACAUCCGGGCUAGCUCUCCCAAUGAGCCGGGCAAACAGACCUACUUCGAGGACGGCAGCCAAUCGCCGCGUCCAGUGCUCCAGGGAUUGAACUCCUCGUACGAGGGUCCCACAAACGAUCGCCAGCGACGCAGACGUAGCUCGCUGCAGACCAAGCUGGACCGUCACCGGCGCAAGAAGAUGGAGUACAUCAACCAGCGAAGCCUGGACUCCGGUAUGAUGUGCAGCGAGUCGCAGAGCGACUUGACGGAGAGCUCCAGCAGCUAUGCGAAUGGCAACGGCACUGGAAAUGGAAACGACGAUGACGACGACAUCAUUGAUCCCAGCCACGGGGAGUAUUUUCCGCGCGAGAAGCGCCACUCCUGGUGGAAUAUAUUCGUGCCCGACAAUUUCAAGAACAGGUCACGUAGGGCUAGUCAAGAUGUAUCCAGUUUGUCACGCAGCGUUGACAAUUUGGCGAUUCCCGUGCGCAGGAGCAAAUCGCGCAGCGUGGACCACGGCCUUGCGGCUCCGUUCGACUUGGACUCGCUCCGCUCAAAAGUCGAGCAACGUUUCGAGAGUGUUGACAAACUAUCAAGGCAAAAGUCUUCAUUGCCCACCAUACCCACCAUUUCCUACACCGUGGGCAAUCGCGACACCCUGACCUCCGUGGCGGCCCGCUUCGAUACCACGCCCUCGGAGCUGACCCACCUCAACCGGCUGAACAGCUCCUUCAUCUACCCGGGCCAGCAGCUGCUGGUGCCGGACAAGAGUGCCAAAGACGACGCCUCCAGCAGCUCCACCAACGACCCGGACGGAGGCAGCCUCUCUGGCAAGUCCAGCCCAAUUGAGCGCAAGUUGUCCGGCGACGAGAGCCGCGAGAAAGACAUACUCGAGGGCCUGCGCCCCGGAUCCCCGAAACCGGGCCACAUUGAGCGCGUGUCCAACAGCAGCCAACAGCAGGCGGAGGAGGAGGCCAACAAGAGCGACGAUCCGGUGAUUACCCAGCGCUUCCUCAAAAUCAAUGUGCGCCACAUCACGGACGGACAGGGCGUCGUGGGCGGCGUCCUUCUGGUCACGCCCAAUGCCGUCAUGUUCGAUCCCAAUGUCAGCGAUCCGCUGGUCAUCGAGCACGGUCCGGAGAGCUAUGGCGUUAUUGCGCCCAUGGAGCUGGUGGUCAAUGCGGCCAUCUUCCAUGACAUUGCGCACAUGCGAGUGGCAGGUGGAGCUGGCCAGGGCUUAGCUUCUGGCAGCGGAUCAGGCGAUGCGGAGAAGCCGGAGAUCUAUUACCCGAAACCAGUAUUAGUUGAGGAGGAUUCCAAGGAGUUGUCCGAGCAGCAGCCCCUGCUGGGCGAAGACGGCGAGGCCAGUAAAGAUCGCCUGGAUGCUGAAAUUGGAUCCUUGGAGAUUGCCGAUGACCAGGAGUCGCUCUGCUCCAGCACUGGACGCGAUGGCGACGCCUUUCCCAAAGCCUUCGACCGCGAACGUGUGGACUCAUCUACUGAAGCCAAAGAUAGCGCUAAGACUGACGCUCAAGAUGAUGAGGACAAGAAGGCCGCUUUGGGCCUAUCAAGCACACGCACCACCUUGGAGGAGCGACGCAAGAGUCUGCUGGACCACCACUGGGCCGUUCCGAGCAAAGACCGAUCAUCGGAAGACGAGGCGGAUAACGAGUCGAACAUAACGGUGGAUAGCGGUGCCAGGGUCCAGGACCCACACUCAGCCACCAGUUCCGUGAGCGGCAUACCGCCGAGCCAACCGCUGGGAGGAGCAGCAGCUGCCUCAGCCGUUGGCCCCCUGCCGCCGUCCGGCAUCGAUCUGGAGCACCUGGAGCAGCUGUCAAAGCAGUCCUGCUAUGACUCCGGCAUCGACAUCCGCGAGCCAGUUCCCAACGUACAGCCGAUACCAAAGAAAACCGUAUACAGUGACGCAGACAUUGUGCUCAGCUCGGACUGGGUGCCACCGAAAACCAUUGUACCGACGCACUUCAGUGAAUCCCCGCCGCGCAGCACUAUCCUGGGCCAGAGCCUGGACGCUGGCACCGGUGGCGGGGCGCGUAAGAAGACCUCCAGCGUUAGCUUCAGCGUGGACGAUGAGGCUGCCCAACAGGCCCAGGCAGCUGCCUCGGCGGCAGCGACCGACAAGCAGGCGGAAAAGAAGAACAAGAUGCUGAAGCGCCUCUCGUACCCCUUGACCUGGGUAGAGGGUUUGACCGGCGAGGGCGGAGCCGUGCCUCCUGGCGGCGUGGGCGGCAGCCUGAACAAGUCAGGUGACACGGACUCGGCGCCCAACACGGGCGACUCCAACCAGAGCGUAUUUUCGAAAGUAUUCUCAAGACGUUCCUCAAUUGGUACCUUUAUACGCCCGCACUCGUCGGAGGGCACUUCGUCCAGCACCAAGCUGAAGGAGGCCAAGCAGGCACCCAAGCUGGACUACCGCUCCAUGGUCUCCAUGGAUGACAAGCCGGAGCUCUUUAUCAGUGUGGACAAACUCAUCCCACGCCCGGCCCGAGCCUGUCUCGACCCACCAUUGUAUCUGCGCCUGCGCAUGGGUAAACCCAUCGGCAAGGCCAUACCGCUGCCAACCUCUGUCAUGUCUUACGGCAAGAACAAGUUGCGCGCCGAGUACUGGUUCAGUGUGCCCAAGAAUCGCGUUGAUGAGCUCUAUCGCUUCAUAAACACCUGGGUGAAACACCUGUACGGUGAGCUGGACGAAGAGCAGAUCAAGGCGCGUGGCUUCGAGUUAAUCCAGGAGGACACCGAGUGGACCAAGAGCGGUACCACCAAGGCCGGCAUGGGAGGCGGCAGCCAGGAUGGCGAGGAGAUCAGCGACCUGACCCGCGAGUCCUGGGAGCUCAUAAAGGCGCCGUUCGCCAAGACCUACAAGAUCAUUAAAACGGCAUCGCAUGCCGCAUCGCAUGACUUGGAAUUGUUGGGCGGCGAGGUGCUGUCCAUGAGCACAGAUGAAUAUCGCAAGACCUCACUCUUUGCCACCGGCUCCUUUGACCUGGACUUCCCCAUACCAGAUCUGAUUGGCAAGACAGAAAUCCUCACAGAGGAGCACCGCGAGAAGCUCUGCUCACAUCUGCCAGCCAGAGCCGAAGGCUACUCCUGGUCCCUCAUAUUCAGCACAUCGCAACAUGGUUUCGCACUGAACUCCCUCUACCGCAAAAUGGCGCGUCUGGAGAGUCCAGUUCUGAUUGUCAUCGAGGAUACAGAGCACAAUGUAUUCGGUGCUCUGACCUCUUGCUCGCUGCACGUGUCGGAUCACUUUUACGGCACUGGCGAGUCCCUGCUCUACAAGUUCAACCCCAGCUUCAAGGUGUUCCAUUGGACUGGCGAGAACAUGUACUUCAUUAAGGGCAACAUGGAGAGCCUUUCGAUUGGCGCCGGAGAUGGUCGCUUCGGUCUGUGGCUGGAUGGUGAUCUGAACCAGGGACGGUCGCAGCAUUGCAGCACAUACGGCAACGAGCCACUGGCGCCACAAGAAGACUUUGUUAUCAAAACACUCGAAUGCUGGGCAUUUGUUUAAGUGAAUUUCUGUUGUCAACAACAAAAGCAUAUUUAAGGAGGAGAGCGAGCCACUCCCUACACCUACCUAUUUAAAUAAUUAUAUGUACUUGUACUAAAACCAACAACCUGAGAACGAUGUCAAAAGCUGAUCCGCCAGAACAGUCCCACAACCACACCAAAAACACAACUUACAAAUGGAGCAGGCGACCCUGAUCCGAUCUGAUGGAAAUGCAUGUUCUUGGAAGCUAGAUGCUGCGAGUUAGCGAUGCGUUGGAACGUAUUAAUUAUUUAGUUUUUAUAUUACAUACUAUUAAACAAGAGCAACUAAAUUAUGUGUUAGAUUUAAACAAAAACAAAAGGAAAAACGUGAGAAAACCAACCCGAAAGGCAGACAAACGACACGGAAAUUAAAGCGAAAACAAUUGAGGAUAGCAUUAGCUGCACUCGCCCAUCCAUUCAGCGGUCAUCACCACACAUCUCCAUGCAUUGUAGCACCACACACGCCACACAAACACACACAUUUAAGUUAAGUUCUUAUUAUCGAAAAUUAUAAUCAUUAAAUUGUGAGAAGCAACAAACAUAUUUAGAGAGAGAUGCGAGCUUGCAGUCUUUGAUCUACUUCGCGUUUAGUUCUCUUGAUUGAUUUCAGUUUGAAUUUAAUUUAAUUUGUUUGAGUGUGCGGAUAGGCGAGCCCUAAAGUUGAGAAUGAGAAAAAAAUAAAAUAAAAAGUAUGUCGAUAUAAUUUUUAGUGCAAAAGUGUAAGCAUUUCAAUGCUAAUUGCAAGUGAAACUGAAAGCGAGGAUAAACCCUAAAGAAUUGACUUUUAUAUACAUGUAGAGGAAGUGCCGACGAAAGGAGCUGCUGAGAGCGAGCGUUAUAUUUUUUAGUUGUACUCCGAUAUACAUAUAUUUAAUUACGAUUAUUUUAAUGCUAAUGAUGUUGACUUUUAUGCAAUUAUACUAAAAAAAAAACAGAAACAACACCAGAAUGAAAUACACAAUAUUAUACAACAAAA
This is a messenger RNA of Drosophila kikkawai, 5409 nucleotides long. It is a transcript of the gene mtd, whose product is annotated as TLD domain-containing protein mustard. Lineage: Eukaryota; Metazoa; Arthropoda; Insecta; Diptera; Drosophilidae. Gene Ontology annotation, biological process: response to oxidative stress. Gene Ontology annotation, cellular component: nucleus. The record is from RefSeq and is a predicted model, not a curated record.